Molecule: messenger RNA, 3039 nt
Organism: Striga hermonthica
Lineage: Eukaryota; Viridiplantae; Streptophyta; Magnoliopsida; Lamiales; Orobanchaceae
Source: the annotation of a GenBank genome assembly
AUGAUUUCAGUACAUGCCGCCGCCGAUAAGUUGGAACUCGCCGUGAAGACCAGCGUGGCAGUCCACUGGCUGGUGGCCGCACCUGGCGGAAGUGGCGUCGGGGCUGGUGGCCGUGAAUGUCGAAGGUGCUGUUUCAGUGCUCGACGGUACUGUUUCAGCGGCGGAUAUGGUGACAAUGGCAACGGGAGAUGCCGGGAAGACGGCGACGACGAGAUGAUACUUCGGCGGGGGCGAGGCCUGGUGUGUGCGGUGGUCCGUCUAGGGUCCAACGGAGGACGUUUAGUGGUGACUCCGGUGGCAACUCCGGCGGUGAAUGCAACGGCGAACUGGUGGUCCAAUGUGUGCGUGAAUCGGGAUGAAAGCGGGAACAGGAAAAUCCCGUACCGACUGAUGCCGUAUCCCGAAUAUACCGAUCGUAUUCCGUUUUGGCAGGAAAAAAUAGGAAACGGGAACAGGAAAAAAAAAAUGGGAACAGGAAUGGGAAUGAAUUCGGGAAGGGGUGUUUCCCGACCGUAUUCGCGGAUCCCGUAUUUGGGCGGGAAAAUCCCCGCGCGAGACGAGAUGGAGCAGCAGCCGCCAACUGCAGGUGGAUAUGGACCUGGACGUGCUUCCGCUUCUGUUGCUGCCUCGUCUGCAUCCAAGCGCCGACUCCAACUGAAGCCGCCACAGCCGGUCAUGGUGCGCAGCGUCGCCAUUCUUCCUCCAAACCCAACAACAGGAUCUAAGAGGUCAAGUUCAACAAAUGGAAGCUCUGGUCAAAGUCAAGGUCUUGGUUUGUGUUUGUCUAGUGCAACUCCUUCAUCUAGCCCAGCAACAGCAACCGCAACCGAUGCAUCUUCUUUGCCAAGUGGAGGUGUGAGUGGAGUUGCUGCUGUAGGUUCUGGACCUUCUGGUUCUAGUGGCCACAAUGUUGAUGCUGCUGGUGCUAACCAUCCUGGUGGACAAAAAGGAGCAAAUAUUGCAAAUGCCAUCGUUGUUGAAGGUGAUGAGGCGCCAAGUGGAGAUAAAGUUGAACCAGAUGGAAAGAGACAAAAGAGGUGCACAUCUGGUGUGUGGAAGUACUUUACCAAAAAGAAGCUUGUCAUUGAGGAUAAUGGGAAGGUUUAUAUUCGGAAGUGGGCUUAUUGCAAUUAUCCAAAGUGCAAGCACAAGGCCAGAUGUGAGGGAAAUUAUGGGACAACAGGUUUCUGGACACAUCUGAGGGUAGCACACAGUGUACAGAAGGGCCAGCAGCAAUUAAAGGUGGAAAAAGACGGUGCACAAGAAAUCAAAGCUGUUGUAACAUACAGGUAUGAUGAAGAGGCCAGCUUGAGAAAGUUUUACUUGGUAAUAGUCAUGCAUGAGUAUCCAUUCAAUAUAUCUGAGCACGAGUAUUUUGUUGAUUUCAUCAAAUCACUACGCCCUAGCUUUCCAAUCAAAUCUAGAGUUACCAUUAGGAAAGAAAUUAUGAACAUGUUCUUAGAGGAAAACGAGAAGUUGUAUGCUUAUUUCAAAUCUGUCCCUUGUCGGCUUAGUGCCACCAUGGACAUGUGGACUUCAAAUCAGAACAAAUCAUACAUGUGUGUCACUGUUCAUUGGAUAGAUGAAAAUUGGUUUAUUCAAAAAAGGAUUGUGAACUUUGUGCAUGUAGAGGGCCGUCAUACUGGUGCCAAGUUGUCAGAGACAUUUACUGAACUCAUGAUUAAGUGGAAUAUUGACAAGAAAUUGUUUGCCCUGACCUUGGACAAUGCAUCAGCAAAUGAAGUUGUAGUCAAAGACAUCAUAUCUGAUCUGAGGGCUAAUUCUAGUGCUUCAGCUUUGGUAUGUGAUGGCCUAUUCUUUCAUGUGAGGUGUGCUUGUCACAUACUAAACCUAGUUGCUAGGGAUGGUUUGACUGUAAUCACACCCACAAUUGAGAAUAUUAGAAAACUUGUUCUUGCUGUUAAAGGAUCUCCCUUGCAAUGGGAAGAACUCAUGAAGCGUGCAACUGAGUGUGGACUGGAUACAAACAAGGGCCUGUCACUUGAUGUAUCAACAAGAUGGAAUUCAACAUAUUUGAUGCUCCGAGAUGCCUUGUACUAUAAGAAUGCAUUCAUGAGGUUGAAAUCAUCAGAUCACCGUAGGUAUGAAAACAUUACUCCAUCUCCUAGUGAAUGGGAUAUGGCAUUCAAACUUUUCCAAUGCUUGAAGAAAUUCUUUGAUCUCACUGAACUCUUUUCUGGUACUCUAUACCCCACUGCAAAUCUGUUCUAUAGAGGGUUUUGUGAGAUAAAGAUUUUGCUAGAUGAAUGGUCCGUUAGUCAAGAUAACACUAUUUGUACAACGGCUACUUCUAUGAGUAGGAAGUUUGAAAAAUAUUGGAAGAAGUCAUCCACCACACUUGCUGUUGCUUGUUUCCUAGAUCCUAGGUAUAAGAAAAGGCUUAUAGAGUUCUACAUGAGAAAAUUCCAUGGAAAUGCAUCUCAUGUUCAUGUUGAUGAACUUGUUGAUGUCAUCAAGAAACUGUACCAGUUCUAUGUUCAUGACGCACCCAUGUCUUCGAGGCAUAAAGGCAAAUCAAAUGCACCUAGUGAUAUGGAGAUUGAUACAGCGGACCUUUUAGUGGAUAAUGGAGAUAACGAACUAGAGAGCUACCUGUAUGAGUCUAGUGGGCCGAAUGGUGCUGAAAUGAAUGAGUUGGAUAAGUAUAUGGCAGAUCCACCUCUCCGGCUUAGUGGUCAGUUUGAUGUCUUGGCAUGGUGGAAGAACCAGACUGAUGAGUAUCCUGUUCUUUCAAGAAUAGCUCAUGAUUUGCUGGCUGUACAAGUCUCUACCGUCGCUUCUGAAUUAGCUUUUAGGGCUGGUGGACGUGUAGUUGAUCCUUUCCGUAGCCGCCUUGAACCUGAAAUUGUUGAAGCUUUGAUAUGCUUGAAAGAUUGGAUUGCUGCAGGAAGAAGAGUUAUUGAGGCCCUUGUAGAAAAGUUGACUAUUGAGGACGAUGAUGUUGCGGACAGUGAUGGAGAAAUGGAUGCGCAUGGGUCAUGGUCAGCUGCAAAUGAGCAUGAUUUCUAUGGCAUUUAA